GUUAAAUUUGGGCUCUCCGCUACGGGUUUAGGGUCGAGUUUCGUAUGAGUCUAUGGACGUGUCGGACGCGGCGGCGGGCAAGGUGAUCCUGCUAGGCACGACGAGUGUGUUCGCUCUGCUCGUGUUCUGGGUCAACACUUAUCCGUUCAUCGACGACGAUCUCAGCAUCUACAGCCUGAUCCCAAACCCACAGUGGUGCCUCCUGUUCUGCGCACUUUGGGGGCUUCUCUUCGUCGGGGGACUCAUGUCGUUCACGCUCUACCACAUACACCCCUACCUUUAAACCUUGCCUUUAAAACCGCCCCUAAAACUCCCGCGUACUAUACAUUCGUACUAAAUAUCUUUGGUGAGACUAAAUUGAAAUCAUCAAAUAAUACCUACCUAAACGUCCUUUAUAAAACUGCUAUAACUUUAAAUCUAUGCCAAAGUAAGUUAAAAUCUCCAACGGAAUCUAAAUCUCAGUCUACAACCAGAAAAUAUACAAUCAUGGCCCAAAAAAUAGACAAAAAGGACGAAUGGAUCAUAAUUGGAGUGUCAGGCGUGACGUGUGGCGGGAAGACAACCCUAGCUAAUAAAUUGAAAGGGAUUCUAACACCCGUUCAUAUAUUCCACCAAGACAAAUAUUUUUACCCGGAUGACAGUCCGAAGCACGUCAAAUGUGAAGGGCUGGCACACCCCCAUAACAAUUAUGACAUUCUGUCAUCUCUGGACAUGGACAAGAUGUAUGCAGAUGUGCUGAAGACAAUUAGCGGGGAAGAUAUGUCCCACCAGUCCAGCCAGGAGAGAAAGGCGGGACAGAUUGAAGCCAAGAACAAAAAGUUCUUAAUUAUCGAAGGGUUCACUGUGUUGAAUUUCAAACCUUUGUUGGAACUUUGCGAUCUGAGGUACUACUUCGUGCUGGAAUACGGCGAGUGCGCGGCGCGGCGCUGCUGGCGUCUGUACGAGCCGCCCGACGUGGCCGGCUACUUCGACGGCUGCGUGUGGCCCGAGCAUCUGAAGUACCGCGCCGAGAUAGAGAAAGACAAGCGAGUGGUCUUACUAGACGGCACGAGACCCGAUGCUCUCGAUAUGGUGGUAGCUGACCUCAAAGCACUAGGUGCCGUGGAUGUCGCGUAGUCAAUUAUAAAGUUUAGGUGUAGCUUGUGCCCGCGGCUUCACUCGCUAAACGCGGAUUUAAGGUGAAAAGUCUUGUGCUGUUAGUUGAUUUUAAUAUGAUCCAAUUUGGCGAAAUUGCGAAACAAAAUGGCGGACGGAGCUUCAUUUGAAGGUGGGUACUAAAUAUCAAUCACAGUUUCGUUUUUAUAAAGCCAAUUAUUAAUUGUAGGCAAUUUCAAAUUCAAAACAAGUUUCUAUGUGUCUACUCACAAUCAAUAAAAUCAAUUAUAUAUUUUUUAAUUAAAAGAACCCACCUUAAAAAGUUUGUCUAAAAGUAAGGAAAAUUAUUUCUAAAUCCAUUAAUAAGAUACUGCCUUUGUCGGCCUUAGAAUAAAUGUGAUUUGCAAGCAAUAUUACCUAUAAAUUAUAAUAAGCACUUUUUAUAUUGUUUUAAAAUCAAACGUUUAUAAAAAAUAACAUUCUUUUGAUAAAAAAUACUACUAAUAAUUACUUUUGGUAAAAAAUCACAUCACACACGAAAGAAAAGCAAUCUUGUUACUAUUUUUAUAAGCACAUUUAGUAUAGUUAGCAAAUUGUAUGAGUUGUAUCGUGCUACGAGAGGUGAUUAGAGUGAACGAACAAUAUUUUUUAAUUAUCUUGGUUGUGUAUGUAUUAGGUAUAAUGUUUUUGACGUUAUAUUUGGUAUUAUUGAUCCUGCAACGGAGAUAACAGCUAUUUACUUAAAGUAGAAGAAGUGUAAACUGUUUGUACUAAACUAUAAAUAAAUGUUAUU
Messenger RNA from Ostrinia nubilalis (European corn borer), 1888 nucleotides. Its product is annotated as nicotinamide riboside kinase 1. Bases 487 to 1116 code for a protein of 209 amino acids. Gene Ontology annotation, molecular function: ATP binding; ribosylnicotinamide kinase activity. NCBI's taxonomy places the organism in Eukaryota, Metazoa, Arthropoda, Insecta, Lepidoptera, Crambidae. The record is from RefSeq and is a predicted model, not a curated record. Gene Ontology annotation, cellular component: cytoplasm. The transcript has 4 exons.